AUGCCGUGCUUCACACCGGCACCACGGCUGGCCCGUGUCCCUUCCCUCUCGCCUCAGUUGUCCUCCCCGGCGAGUUCCCCCCCUCCUCCGACAUAUUCCUCUCUGGUCACGCAGUCUCCACGUCCACUUUUCCCUCCGACGACUUUAAUUGUGGGCGACUCCAUCGUGAGAAACAUCCGCUUUUUUAACGCUAUCACGCGGUGUUUCCCCGGUGCGAGGGUCCUUGACAUUUUAACACAUCUCCCCACUCUGUUAAAAUCUCUGCCAACUUCCAUCCAGAGAAUCAUAUGCCAUGUUGGCACUAAUGACACGUCCCUCCACCAGACCGAGCUCACGAAGGACCAUUUUACCCAACUUUUUAACUUUCUGAAGAACUGUGAACUGUCUGUUUUUAUCAGCGGCCCCAUUCCCACUUCUGGUCGUGGGUGCGGGAGCUUCAGCAGAGUGCUCAGCCUGCACACCUGUCUCCAAUCUGCCUGCCAAGCCCAUAGCUUUGCCUUCGUGGACAAUUUUAAUCUUCUUUGGAACCGUUCGUCCCUUUUUAAAUCGGAUGGUAUCCACCCGAACACCGCAGGUAGCCGCAUGUUAGCGGCUAACCUGCAGCACACUGUACACUGUUUCCCACGUGAUUGACUAUUUAUUUCCCCCCCACACACACACCCCUCUCCCUCUGUGGUCCACCCACUGCUGACAGGUCCUCCCCAGAGCUCCCCCUGCUGGCAAAUUCUGUCACCGACUCCCUCUGCCACAGGUCUUCCUGACAUUUUUUCCCCACUCCCUAAUAAUUACAGUAGUAUCCAACUUCUCACUAUUCCUGUCCAUAUCACCAACAGACACCACUCUAAUAGAUACACCACCCGGACUGUAAAUCACUCUGUUUUAACAAGCCCAUCCAUACUGGCUCCCAUUCUCACCAAACAUGACAAUACCUCUGUCAGCUUCGGACUCCUCAACAUCCGCUCACUCACUAACAAGAGACACAUCAUCCACGAUCUCCUCACUGACCGCAAGCUGGACUUCCUCUGCAUCACUGAAACAUGGCAACAACCAAAUGACUUCUCAUUCUCCUCCACAUCGCCACUCCAACACGCCACCUCCGGUCCUCUUCCUCUCUCCACCUCACUGUGCCCCCUGUUCACCUCAGCACUAUGGGGGGGCAGAGCUUUCAGUCACUCUGCCCCCCCGACUCUGGGCCUCUUUACCAUCACACAUCCGCAACAUAGACUCCCUCCCCCUCUUCAAGUCCAAACUCAAAACACACCUGUUCAAACUGGCCUAUCCCUCCCACCACCCCUAACUCACUUUAAAAAAAAAAAAUAAAUAAAAUUAAAUUUCAAUUGGUAUUAUUCAUUUCUUUAUUUAUUCCUUUGCUGUUGUUCAUGUUUUAAUGUUGCCUUGUUGAUUUCAACUGUUUGAUGAUUAAUGAUUUUAAUUGUUAUAGUGUUUUAUUAUUGUUUUUAUAUGUUCUGUAAAGUGUCCUUGAGUGACGUGAAAGGCGCUUCAAAUAAAAUGUAUUAUUAUUAUUAUUACUCAUUCACCCCUCCUUGUGAAACAUUCCCAUUCUUGUCUUCACCUCUCUGUUGCUUACUCUACAUUCCUGCCACUGCCAUUGAGCUCUUCUCAUACCCUCAUGGAAAAUUCACUGUAAUGCAAAACAACUGUUAAUGUAAUUACCUUGUUUGAGUGACAUCAGUUUGUAAGUGCUAUGCUCUCUGACUUAUUGUUUUAUCAUUUCUACUCAAAUGACUAAUUCUCUCUGUAGGGCCUGUUGCCUAAUGAUGCCACAAGAGCUAACGCACUCGGCUCUGUCUGCUCGACUACUGCACCCACAUUUGGCGCUGGGUCUGCUAGAGGGAAAUUACGAAAUCAGACUCGACCUUACAUUGUAUGAAGGGCCAGUUUAGAUGAAAACUAACAAUGUUGUAUUGUUGCACGUUAAUGUAGCAUGCUAUUGUCUCGUGUUGUUAAGCUAACUUUAGUGCCUACACUCACUGUCUUCCUCCUUGGCCUCUUAGAAACCGUCUUCUACACCGGUAGGCGGUGCACGCAGAAAAGUGGUGAGUUUUCCUCAGACUCAAACAUAUUAAUCUUCUUUUGCCUUAUUCUAUUUUGCAAUCCCCUGAUACCUGUUCCAUUGCUGGUAAGAAAUUGCUCUCUGCUUUUUGCUUAUUUGAUUAUGUUGCCUUCCGAUUUUUCAAAGUGACAGACAGACCGCUUUUAUUGAUUCCUAAUGCUGUAUUGAGAAUUCUCAUUACAUUAGCAACCUCAAUAAAAAGGGCUUUUAAUACUGCAAUGUAUCACUUGAUAGAAACUCAGAAACUUUUUCAUUAAAGCUCUCGGUACUUCAGUUGUAUCUAAAACAAGUCUGGCACCAAACCAAGGGCUGUCACAGAUGUUGUUUAAGACUCCAGGGGCCUUCAGACAACCCGUCCUCUCCUUUUACUUUUGAUGAAGGCCAACAGUUGGGUCUUUUUCUGAAGGAUUAGGCCUUGUCACUUUUUGGCUGCCUCUGUAUCCCCCCAGCCACGUCGGACAAAUUAAAUGUAAUCCCCCUGCUAUUUGGAUGACAAAUUCUGUUUGAACACCUCAAACAUCAUUCACAGGCUUGUUCCUCCACCAGGAACACGUCGUCUUGUCACCUUUUGCCUUCUUCCUUCUCUCACUUUUCCCCUAGAGAGGAGGGACCGCGGCUGGUGAAUGUUCUUGAGGCUGUAGGAAGCUGUGGAAGUUGGCACUGCUCAUGUGGUAUUCAAAUUUGUGAAGUUUAGUUCCCACCCAUUCCCCCAUAGCACCCAGAACUGUCCAUUUAGAUUUAUCAUUUUCUGCUGGAGAGUUUGGUGAAAUGGUUGCUACCACUUUUGCACAUAUUAGGCAUGGUGUAUAGUGAACUGGUGUUCAUACAAAGUAGAAUCCUGAUAGGGUAACACCAUUUUACUGUACAUUAUCCCACCAAUUACCCGGCUACCAGCUCAAGACAUUAACAUGUAGAAAAAAAAUAUUGAUUCAGAUAAGAGUGUAUUGAUUUAAAAAGAAUUUAUUUAUUCAACAAACAAAAAAUAUUCAACAGAAAGUUUUAGUUAUGGACAGAAACAGGCAAUUUCACCUCAGUGUCAACAGGCAGUGGUGAAGUCUGCCAGACACCUCAACACCGAUUGAUUGACUAUGAUGUGUGUGAUCCAGUUGUCUCUGGUGGCACUUUUGUUGUUGAUAAUUGAAUAGCAUUGUUUUGGGGUUUUGAGCCUAUUUAACACUGCAGGGUACUUCAAAAUAAAGCCGGGUAAUAAAUGUUGAUAACCAGCAGCUGGCUAGUUUGAUGAGCAAGGAAAUAUUCACUCUGGCACAGAGGUUGACAAAAUAGUGUAUAGAUCAGGUUAAAAGUUGCACCAUACUUGUAAUAUAAUGCUGUCAUGUUCAGAAGGAUUGUACCAUUGAAAUAGAGAGGAUUAUUUCCUCUCCUCAGAAUAAAAUAAAACAUCUUAAUAUUUUUCUUUACGUUUACAUUCACAAGUCAGCUUUCAUUCAUUUUAAUGUUUAAAAGUCAUAUUAAGGCACAGGAAAAAAACAAAGUUAUAAGACUAGACUGAAUUGGCAGUAGGAACCACAGACGCCCCCAUGCCUGCCCUGUACCAACACACAUUCAUGUUGUUUUAGUAGGCCUUGUUGGCUACGUGACAGAAAUGCUUUUUCCGUUAGAUUAUAUCCUUAACACACUUGUAAUCUUACAAAAUAUUUGCACGUGUGUUUUUGUUAUCCAGUGUUUCAGGAGAAACCAGAGAUCCCUCCUACACAGGCUCAGGCUCAGGCCAGGAACAUCCCUCCUGAGGAUUACUCCUACACUGCAUCUAUCCUGAGGCUGCUACGCAACAAGCCCUUCAUGCUCCUGGUGGUCAGCUAUGGUGGGUCUCCUACAUUCACAAAGACACAGCUUUUCAUCCUGGGCAGCUUACUAAUAAAUCUACUGUGUACUUCCUUUUUCUAAAAUUUAGGCUUAAAAAAGUGUGAAAUAUCUAGCACAAGCAACCACCCAAGACCAAAGGCAUGAAAAAUAAUAUUAAAAACUAAUUAAAUCGGAACAAAAAAAUGUUCAGAUUGAAGUCAGUGUGGCCUCUAAGAGGACAAUGUUCUUUUUCAUCAGUUACCAAGAUUAGUUGUCUUGUGUCAUCACAGUGACAUUGUAACACUCAGUUCAUGUUGCAUUUCAGUAGUUUGGACAAAUAGUCUUUCUUAAUUUGGAAAGACCUGUACUGAGUGAAAUGACCUUGAAGUGCAGAAGUGGAAGCCAUAAUAAAAGCUGCCUGGGUUCCAUAAAUGCUAAGAAAAGGUGAUUCAGUAUUUUCUUUCUGUAGCGUUGAAAACACCGGACCAUACACCACAAGAGGCAAAAGGUUGUCCCACAAUUCUUUGCAGUGGGUGCUUUUAAAGUGAUGCAUUGGUGGACAUAACAGAAGAGUUGCAGGCUCACUUUGUAUACAUAGCACACUUGACAUCAAUUUUAUACCAGUUCAGUCAGAAGUCGUUUGAUGGUUAUGACUGAGGAAGGUUGUGUAUAAGAAACUCCUCUCAAUGGCUUCAGUGUUGUGACCGUUAUUGAACGGUAUCCUUUUUCUCCACUUCCAACCAUCAAGCGGUCAGUAAAAAUGGUAACUAGAAAAGCACUCGGAGAGCGCAGACCUCCGCCAAGCAGCUCAUGUCCCCCCUUAUAUUGUGAUUCACACCAAAACUUUUACUGUUACGUGUCUUUUAUUAACUUUUAUUAGUGUUUAAACUGGUAUGUUCACUGUUCAUAAUGUUCCUGAAACAACAAAGCUCAUAUUAGAUACAUAAAUGCAUGAUUUAUUUUAUUGAGGUGAAAGGUCGAAAAGACGUAGAAGCCGUGGAGCUCACCUAUCCAGAAUCAGAAGGAACCUCAUCAGGACUCCUCAACUGUUCAGCUCAGGUUGGCAUUAUCUCCAUCUUUAAUCAAGAAAACCAACUUAAGAUGUGGCGGUUUUCUUUUGUCUUUGCAGAUCUUUGGAAUCAUUUUCACCAUCGCACAGGGGAAGAUCAUCGAUGCAUGGGGGACUUUAGCAGGAAACAUCUUUCUGUGCAUUUUUCUGCUAAUAGGAUCGAUAAUGACUGGUAUGAUUUUAACCGGUUAUCUGUUUUCGUGGCACUUAUCUUCAGAGAAAACACACAACUGUGAACUCAUCUCAGCAGAUGUGGACAUUGAGCUUUUAUAGGUUGGAGAACUGUAAAAAAUAAUGUUUACGUUUCUUAAAUUACUCAUACAGUCUUACUCUUUUAAAGGAUAAGACUGCCCCCCAGUGGCAAAAUAAAGAACCAGCAUUUAGAAGAGGCGCAACUCAAUGAAAAUGUAGACUGAUCUAUUUUAAUACUGCUUACCACACAUUAGUCUAAUAAUCUCCCAAAUUAUUCUCUUCUUUUUGUCACUUUUAAAGCUUUGAGGUCCUCAGAAGAACACUGAGAUAUUUCUUAAUGAUCUCUCUCUUGUCGUUGCUGUUUUUCAACAUUUUAUUUCAACCCAAAAUAUGCUAAAUUGCAGGAGUGAGUCACUGUUGACAUGCUUUUUUCUUUUGACUGAGAGUCAGUGAUUAUUGUAACACAAUCAUCUAUUUUUGGCUUUCUUUCACCGUCACACAGGAUUCAUCAAAUCUGACCUCAGGCGACAAAAGGCCAACCAGCAGAUUGAGGUGCAGUCAGCGAGUGUAAGUACAUCUGUGUGUGCUACAUCAAGUCAGAGGUGGGAUCUUCACAUCCCCGAGAGAGGGAAUGUGUGAGAUACCGCCCUGUCUCUGUGCUGAACGCAGAGCCCUUGCUGUGCAGCACACUACUGCAGGCAUGCACGCUGGGGAUUGCAGGGGUUGCACUGCUGCACUGGUUAAAACUUUCUCUUGAAACUCACUUAUAACACUCUCACUCUCACACCAAUUGCACAAUUCUGCUCUGUCUGACAGCUCGGCAACAGACCCUAACAGCACAGUAACAUACUCAUCCAAGAAGACCAAACUGUUGUAACUAACCUUGUGAGGAACUUUGUAACAACCUUACUUGCAGAUGCGAGCUAUCAAACAGAUCAGUACUAUCCACGCAUUAAUUUGUCUGAAGUUUUAAAGUCACCAAAACAACAAUGCAAACCACUGUUAACACAAAAAGAGGUUCAAUUUUUCUAUUUAAUCUGGGAUGUACAUCUUUAAAAAGGUUUUGUUUAAUAGUUCACAUUUAUACUCCAGAUUAAAGCUUGUACCAAAAGAGAAAACUUAAACUGCUUUUGAAUUUCAAUAACAAAUCUCAGUUUGAACAGAAUCCUUCUCCACAUUGCGCGUCCUCUGCUUCUCACUUGUUGCCUUGUUUGAGACAAGCCCUGCUGUCUUGCUUAAUCCUUUCUCUCUCCAUAAACUUCAGAUUUUAACAAUAAAAGCAGCUGAAUCCUGCAAACUAACAGAACUUAAUCCAACUGUAUUAAGACCACCGCCACUUUGCUUAAGUUACGAAUGAGCUAGUCCCCUUAAGUGCUAUAGAUUACUUACAAAACAUGCAGAACAGUCAUCAAAAAGCUUUAAUAGGGGAAGCAUGCAGAAGAAGGUUACAUUGUAAACUGUACAAUUCGCUGCAUGAUGACUGAAUAAAACACCAGACUCUCCUCAGUGCAUGUAGAGGGCAGUAACAGUUGGGAGUGCAGGUUUUGGUGGAGGCAGUGUGGUGGUGGAGAUGGUGUAUUGUUUGGGAUGAUGGGGUAGCCUUUCUGGGCCCCCCAGAGGAGUGACACCCAAGUUAUCAUUCCAGCCUUCAGGCUCUGUGUCGUCGGUGCAGGACUACGGGGCCACGGCUCGCAGCGGCCCCUGGCAACAGCAGCCUUGAUAUAAAUCCACAACAUCACUUAAACCAAAACACACAUCUGCAAAGGUAGGGGCACACACACUUUGAAGCUGUUGAACCCUACACGAUCACACUCACACACAUAACGGACAUCUGACAUUACAUUAACCUUUUCUAUAGUGUUAUCUUUCUGUCGAGCCGAGUGUCACUGUCAUCAAUGGUUACUAACAAAUGUGUUAAAGUUGUCUUUUCUUAUGGUAAACUUGUUCAUGUACUGUGACUGUGGAAUAAACGUAAAAUCUGUUAGAUGAAAGAAUAUUUAAGGAAACAGAUUUCAAGCAGUUAUGUUUCUCUGUGCUUCAAAAACAAACUUUUGAACGAGUUCAUUCAGCAUAUGUUUGAAUCUGAAAGCAUCUACUGCAAAGACACAUUAGACUUGAAUACCAAAGUGAUGUACAGAUUAUUCUGAGCUCUGACAAAUUCUUGUUUUCUUUCUAAAUUGUGUGAUGAACUGUUUUAUUUUUUUGUUCUUUUAGGAAAACACCAUACUAGUUUUCCUGCUAAUGUAAUUGCUUUUACAUCCUUUCUCUUUACAGAAAAAGACACUUGAAGUGGCAGGAAGCGUCUCCCCACCUGCAACCCUAGAUGAGGUGAAGCUAUGAGGGGGACUGACACUACCUCGUGCAUGGAUAAAAACAGAUACACUGACAUACAAAGAGGCUGCCGUGAACACUGUGCAGCUCUCCACGAGGCUUUUAUGUACUGUACGUGUCGCUCCAGGACGAACGCCGGAGUCACACACUGACAUCCCAAGUGCAACUUAACUAACCAAAAGGAAGCACAAUUCAGUCAUGCACAAGGAGAUUGCACUUGGAACAUUCAUAGUUUAAAAAACAAAUUAAGUAAAUGUAGAUUUUAUGAUUUUAUUUAAUAUAGACAUUUCCCAUGUCUUUUUUAGUGCUGUGCAGCUGCUUUUAAAGUGACUCCAAAAAUACCACACUCCAAUAACACACCUCUGGGCUUCUUUCACCCACUUCAGAUUGUUAAUACUGUGUUCUAUGACUCUAAUAAGCAAGACUAAUAUUCUAAGUGUUUCCUAACUGUGGACCAAUAAUUUCUGUGACUGAACUCUGUCUUUAGAUUGCUUUAAGGAGUUUUUUAAAUGGAAACUGUAACAUGUUCUCCUGUCAUGGCCGUACAUGAUUUGGAUCACGUAGAGGUAUUACCUUCAACUGCUGAUUUUAAAUAUGAUUGAUGCUGUGCAUUGGCUCACACUCUAAAGGAUCAGUUUUGUCCUCAUAAGACUGUAAGGGAAAUGUAGUGAUAUUUUAAACUGGAUAAACAUACAACAGUGUCUUGAACACAUCAAAGCAGCACAAAACAUGACUGCAAGAUCAGGCAAGUCAUGCUUCAAUCAUCAUUUUGCACACAAAAAUGUUAUGUAAAACCUUCUUCAGUGGUAAAGUUGUUACUGAGAUAUGUUUUUACUGUGUUCAUGUUCUCCUUGAUGUUUUUUUUAAUUGAUUUUU
This is a messenger RNA of Xyrichtys novacula (pearly razorfish), 8345 nucleotides long. The record is from the annotation of a GenBank genome assembly. Lineage: Eukaryota; Metazoa; Chordata; Actinopteri; Labriformes; Labridae.